Serpula lacrymans var. lacrymans S7.9 is the source of this 1363-nucleotide messenger RNA. RefSeq lists its product as uncharacterized. Bases 109 to 1227 code for a protein of 372 amino acids. Gene Ontology annotation, biological process: base-excision repair; base-excision repair, AP site formation via deaminated base removal. The transcript is spliced from 8 exons. NCBI's taxonomy places the organism in Eukaryota, Fungi, Basidiomycota, Agaricomycetes, Boletales, Serpulaceae. Gene Ontology annotation, cellular component: mitochondrion; nucleus. The record is from RefSeq and is a predicted model, not a curated record. Gene Ontology annotation, molecular function: uracil DNA N-glycosylase activity.
CGGCGAACUCACCACAAACGUGGCUUUAGAAUCUAAACGAAAACCAGAACGACCGCGUUUGACGACUCCAUACCGUGAGUAUACCUCUGAAAUCGUCUGUUUUGCAUCAUGGCGGAUGAAAAACGCGUCGUCUAUCUUGAGGAUGUGGAAUCCACCGUAAUUUCAGUUCAAUCCAAUGCGCUCAGUGGCAAGGAGGGAACCGAGGACACGGUGAUAGCUACCACAACAGGGACGAAGAGGCAGCGCACUCUGAUGGAUAUGUUUCCAGGAUCUCAGACUGACAAAGGGUCACAACCAGCGGCGAAGAAGAUGAAGCUGACCGCUUCGGGGUCCAGCUCAAACUUGAACAAAAUAACAACCAGACUGGGGACUCAGCGCCUGAACUCCAUCCCAUUUUCUUUAUCUCAGUACAUAGCUUCUUUACCAGAAGAGCACAAGGACCUCCUGAAGUUGGAGUGUGACUGCAUGGGAAAGAGUUGGCUCAAGGUGCUCAAAGAUGAGAUCAAAAAGCCCUACUUCAUAUCACUAAAGCGGUUUCUAUGGGAAGAAGGUGUCAAAGGCCCCAGUGAUAGUGCCAAAACACUCAAGGUGUAUCCAUCCCCGAGAAACAUCUAUUCAUGGUCUAAUACACCGCUAGGAAAAGUAAAAGUUGUGAUAGUGGGGCAAGACCCUUACCACGGCCCUAAUCAGGCGCAUGGGCUCUGCUUCUCCGUGCCGAAAGGUGUGGCAGUCCCACCAUCCUUAAGGAAUAUAUACGCCGAGAUCAAGGCAGAGUACCCUGCAUUUGAGCCACCAAAGCAUGGCAACCUAGCGACGUGGGCAGAUAAUGGCGUCCUCAUGCUCAACACCUGUCUGACCGUAAAGGCUGGCCAGGCUGGCUCCCAUUCUGGCAAAGGCUGGGAAGAAUUUACUGAUAAAGUGGUCGAUGUCGUGGAUAGGUAUGGCGGCGCCAAUCUUGCGAACGGGGACUCCGACGUCAGCGGAAUUGGUCGCGGUGUCGUUUUUCUAGCAUGGGGAGCCUGGGCUGCGAAACGGGUUGCCAAGUUGAACGAGACGAAACAUCUGAUACUCAAGAGCGCUCAUCCCUCCCCUUUCAGUGCACACAAAGGGUUUAUAGGAAACGGCCAUUUUAAGACGGCGAACGAGUGGCUAGAGAGGAGAUACGGGCGCGAGGGCACGGUAGACUGGUGCGAUCUGGACAAACCGGUGACUGACGAGAGUGCGUGAUGGCAGACGUCACUGCAAUGACUUUCAAGGAAGAUGCCAUGCUAAUUGUAGAUACCAAGUUUUCGACAAAGUACAGUGCUAACAAAGUGAGAUAGCGGUUGCACCUGGGUUAGAUGGGCUUGCGAAAUCAUGAUUA